AUGGGAGUCAUAGAUUUAACCAACCUACCCAUCUCAGAUGAUGAAGGGGGCGCAGUGUCCCGCGAAGAGCUCGAAAAUGCGGUCGACGGCAUGACUGAAGCACGCCUUCGGAAGAUAGUACUCAUGCUGGCCGACAGGAUACCGGCGUUUAGAAGCGCACUGGUGGAGGAAGCCAUGGUGGUCAGCGGCAAGAAGAGAAAGGCUGUUCCAAGAUGGGAUGUAUGUGCCAAUUGCAAGGAGGAAUACGACGUAAGUGGCGAACGUGAUGACGAGGAGUGUUGCUAUCAUCCAGGUGAUCUAGAUGUCGAUGAGGAGUGUUUCCCAGACCAUGACGAAGACUGUCAUGGUCCAAUGGACACAGAGGAAAAUAGAGCGCAAAUGCCGCAGGGAUUUAUCUGGGACUGUUGUGAUGAGAACGCGCUGUCUGAAGGAUGUGAAACUGGACAGCAUGUUUCUGGAGGCAAGUUCAAGAAAAGACGUUGA
Suillus subalutaceus is the source of this 483-nucleotide messenger RNA. RefSeq lists its product as uncharacterized. Lineage: Eukaryota; Fungi; Basidiomycota; Agaricomycetes; Boletales; Suillaceae. The transcript is spliced from 2 exons. The record is from RefSeq and is a predicted model, not a curated record. The coding region runs from base 1 to 483 and encodes 160 amino acids.